Messenger RNA from Lichtheimia ornata, 462 nucleotides. RefSeq lists its product as uncharacterized. Bases 1 to 462 code for a protein of 153 amino acids. The transcript has 4 exons. NCBI's taxonomy places the organism in Eukaryota, Fungi, Mucoromycota, Mucoromycetes, Mucorales, Lichtheimiaceae. The record is from RefSeq and is a predicted model, not a curated record.
AUGACCGUUUUGGUACUUUUGUUCAAACCAACAAGCGCUGAACAGUGUCAAAGACGCCAUCACGUAGUGGGCUACUGUAGUGGAGAACACAAAUGUACCUUUAGCAGCUUCAUUUACCAUGUACCCCAAAACAACAGCGCUAUAACUUACGAACGUGGAUGUGGUGAGAGCACAGGCAAAAGAUGCAAGGACAUUAAGGACAGGGCAGGUUGUUUCAAUUCCCCCCAAUGCUUAUGGUGGCAAACGUACAACAAAGAUGAUAACAUCUUGAGAGACUACGAAUGUCGAGAAUUUGAUUGUUCUUAUGGCUGGACUGAGGACUACUGUGGUCAAUUUAAGGAUUGUGUCUUUGAUAAAAAGGAUUCCAAAUGUAAAAGCAAGAAGCAACCCAAGAAAAGUCUCUGGGAAAUCAUCAACGACCAUGCCGAGACCGCCACUGGGAAAAGACUUGAUGGGAAAUAA